AUGUUCUCUCACACCACAAUACAGCAAAAAGAUCAUACCAUCCUCUUACUUCCAUUCGCUCCUUCUACAUUAUCCGACCCCAGUCAUGUUGUAUCAGUGAUAUUGGAUAUAUUACCGAAAUCAUCCACUCAAUCAUUCACCGUGCUAUUCACCACUCCUUCAAGUCAUCAACAGCUAUAUACCACUCUCAAACGAUCUGCUUCCAGAAACUUCAAGCUAUUACAGACGUUCUUAGGUAGGAUAUACGCUAGUUUAGCCACUGCUCAAUUGAUCGCUGGGAGGGUACUGAUGAAUGUGGAGAUUCAUUUCGAUGGUGAAGACGGUUCUUUGAAAGAUAAGCUGUUUAGUAAUGAGAAAGGAGACUAUCAAGUGAUCGUAACUGAAGGAUUACCCAUACCUUCUCAGAUAUCAUCCUUAAUCUCUUCAAUCCCACAAAUUACCUUCCCCUUCCCCAUCACAUCAUCUUCAAUCGGCCAGAUACCUCCAUCAGAUCAAUCGGGCCAAUCGGACCAAUCAUCCUCACCCGGUCCUGCCGUCGUAGCUUUAGGCGGAACAUUCGACCACCUUCACGCAGGACAUAAACUUCUCCUUCAUCUAUCGUUCUUCCUAUCAUCCCAGAAAUUAAUCGUGGGGUUGAUGGCGGAUAGUUUACUGGGUAGUAAGAAAUUUCACGAGGUAGUAGAGAAAUUGGAUAAGAGGUUGGAAAGUGUUGAGCGCUUCUUGGAGAGAUUAGGUGGAGUUAAACUGAACCACGAACGACAGAAUAGUCACAUUCUGUCAUCUUCGCCCGAGACGGAUGAAGGAGCAAGUGAAAAGGAUGUAAUCUCGCUGCAAGUUCAAGAGAUAACAGAUAUAUACGGACCUACAUCCACCGACCCCAAUAUUCAUGCGUUGGUGGUUUCCCGAGAAACUGUAUCCGGAGGUCAGGCUGUGAAUACCAAAAGGAAAGAAAAAGGAUUGGGAGAGUUGGAGAUCUUCGUGGUAGAUGUUAUAGCUGAUAAACAGGAUUUGAAGCUGGGAGGAGUGCAGGAUGAAGGGGAGUUGAAAGAGUUGAAAAUGGGGAGUACGGGUAUAAGGAAGUGGAUCAUGGAGAAUGGUCAGUGA
This is a messenger RNA of Kwoniella botswanensis, 1104 nucleotides long. RefSeq lists its product as uncharacterized. Lineage: Eukaryota; Fungi; Basidiomycota; Tremellomycetes; Tremellales; Cryptococcaceae. Gene Ontology annotation, biological process: coenzyme A biosynthetic process. The transcript is spliced from 2 exons. The record is from RefSeq and is a predicted model, not a curated record. The coding region runs from base 1 to 1104 and encodes 367 amino acids. Gene Ontology annotation, molecular function: dephospho-CoA kinase activity.